ACAGCAGCAGAGACGGCAUGACGUGUUGGGAGAGCGUACUGCCACCAAGCCUUGAGAGGUAUUUCCCAACGAACACACAACUCACAGCGCUACAUCCUGUUCAUCUUACUCCUACCCUGCUGCUUUCACCCCUCUAGCCCUCUCACAGACAACACGACGACAGCACAGAGUGGAGUGCGAGGGGCUGCUGAAUGAGGAGGGUGAGAAGAGGAAAGCGGAAACAAAAAUCAAAAAAAGGAAAGAGGCACAUGGGGGGAGGGAUGUUAACAUGACAGCAUGUGAAUCAAAGAAGAAGAGCGAGAGAAAACAAGGACCAGCACAGUAAUGGAAGAACAAACUGAGGAAGGAAGGCUUGUGCACUGUCCAGAGAUGAUCCCAUCUAUGCACUGCUGCUUUAAUAUACACAAUACGACAAGCAAGGGCAGUGAAAGGACCCCGGGCUGCAGCUAACUGUCAACCACUGACUCUUUGGCCAAAGGCAGUAGCACCGUUAGCAUCAAGCCUCUGGGGACAAUGCGCCAAGGCAAAUGGAGAGACUGCAACAUUGGAGCUCUAACACAUGCCUGUGGACGCAUGUGGUAGAUAGCUCCAAAUUCCUGGAUGAGGACUACAUUUUCACAUUUUUAUGAGCAACAGCCACAUGUGGGUUGGGUUAAAAGAAGAGAAUGAUUUGUCACAUGUUGUAGAGGAAAUUUAUGAGUCUGAGUUGUCGAGCCCAAGCAGUAUGCGAUUGUGAUUUGGCUAAAGGCACAGUAGGAGCAGUGACCAAGAGGGCGAUCAGUGUGUGAGGAUUGUAAUUCAUCACAUUCAGAAGCAAUGGAUGCCCAAAAGAGACGAGUACUUAGAUAAAAACGGGCAAUCACAAGACAUGGGACAGAAUGGACACAUUGCAGCUGGCUUGUCAGACAACAACGUUGUCUGUGAGUGUCAAGUGAUUUACAUACACUGAAAUUAGAGAUCAUCAACGGGUCAUAGUUCCUUAAGUGACCAACCAUAUAGACUUCACUUUGCCUCCUGGGAUCAAGGACUAGUCAGAUACUACUGAGGUUUGGCCUACAAGCGACUGAGUGAAUUAGUCCUGCCGAAACCAUGCAGUGGAGACGACGCCACUGUUGUGCACAUACAGCAAAAAUUUUCUAUCUCCUCUCACUGUUGGGUCUACUGGCCUUUCUGGUCCACCAGGUGUGGCUGCUUAAGCUCACAGGUAUGUUGCGGUGGAGAGGUCAUUCUGUGGUGUAUGGAGGUGGUGAACUUCAUACCACCAAAGCCAAAAGGAACAUGAGCGCCCCACAUUCAACAUUGAGGUUUGUCAUUGUUCCUCAGCCGACCUUCAAGGCUGAUGCCAACAUCAGCUCCCCUGAGAAGGAGGGUGUCACCUCCCGUCAAGGAGACCCAGGUUUUGAGUUUCUGAACACUUUAGCAGCCAACACUAGCCAAAGUGCAGAGAGAGAUCUUAGUAGCACAAUAACCCAUGGGCCUUUUACUUAUAUUAUCAACGAGCCAGACAAAUGUGCUGACAGCAGACCCGCACCAUUUUUGGUGUUGCUGAUAGCCACGGAGGCUCGGCAGGUGGAGGCAAGAAAUGCCAUAAGGCAGACAUGGGGGAACGAGAGCGUGGCUCCGAAUGUGGGAUUCAUUCGGCUGUUUCUGCUGGGAAAAAAUGAAGGAGAGCUGGGACUUUUACAACAAAGGAUGCUAGAAGCAGAGAGCCGGAGGUAUCACGAUAUAAUUCAGCAGGACUUCAUGGAUUCCUACAAUAACCUGACCAUAAAGACAUUGAUGGGAAUGAACUGGGUGGCAAUUUACUGCCCACAAGCCAGCUACGUCAUGAAGACGGACAGCGACAUGUUCGUCAACACAGAGUACCUCAUUUACAAUCUGCUCAGGCCAGAGCUGAAGCCUAAGAAGAACUACUUCACAGGCAAUAACAUGAGAGGCUAUGCACCCAACCGAAACAAAAUCAGCAAGUGGUACAUGCCCCCUGAGCUGUACCGAGGGGACAAGUAUCCCACCUUCUGCUCUGGGACUGGUUACGUCUUCUCUGGAGACUUAGCGAGAAAAAUCUAUUGCGCAUCGCUGAGAAUCCGCCACCUGCAUCUGGAGGAUGUGUAUGUGGGAAUAUGCCUGGCCAAGCUCAGGAUCGAGCCCACUCCUCCCUCCAAUGAGUUCCUAUUCAACCACUGGCGGGUGUCCUAUUCCAGCUGCAAGUAUAGCCAUCUGAUAACAUCACAUGGGUUUCAUCCCAAUGAACUACUUAAAUACUGGCAUCACCUGCAGAGCAACAAACGCAACGCAUGCAUCAACACAUUGAGAGCAGGCAGGACAAACUCAAACAGAAUGAACAGGGAGAGACCAGCUCAAAAUAACUGAAAGUUAUCACCAAACUCUCCUUGUUACAAGCUCCUUGUUGGAUACAAAUAAUGAUUUAUAUCUCAGCUCAUUCGGUUAUGAACAUCAAGGGAUUCAUCAUCACUUUAACAUGGAAACUGCAAAUUCUGCAUAAAUGUGUAAAAACUGAUGAAGUGCUCUACUUUUAAAUCGCCAACAUUUUUCAAAAGAGAUGAACAAUGUUUAAAUGUCUGAGUCAAACCAAUGGAUGUACACAGUUAUAUUUUACAACAAAAUAAGCUGUGUUUCACUGUGGUGCAAAGGCUUCUUUUUUGUAAUAAUGCAAGAUUUACCAUACAUGUUUCAUAUAGGGCAAUCUAAAAGAGUCGACAGGGCACAGUGCCAAUAAACAUUUCCACAUUA
This is a messenger RNA of Perca fluviatilis (European perch), 2751 nucleotides long. RefSeq names its product beta-1,3-galactosyltransferase 2-like. NCBI's taxonomy places the organism in Eukaryota, Metazoa, Chordata, Actinopteri, Perciformes, Percidae. Gene Ontology annotation, cellular component: membrane. Bases 1090 to 2370 code for a protein of 426 amino acids. The record is from RefSeq and is a predicted model, not a curated record. The transcript is spliced from 2 exons. Gene Ontology annotation, molecular function: N-acetyl-beta-D-glucosaminide beta-(1,3)-galactosyltransferase activity.